Malassezia globosa CBS 7966 is the source of this 1140-nucleotide messenger RNA. RefSeq lists its product as uncharacterized. The transcript has a single exon. NCBI's taxonomy places the organism in Eukaryota, Fungi, Basidiomycota, Malasseziomycetes, Malasseziales, Malasseziaceae. The coding region runs from base 1 to 1140 and encodes 379 amino acids. Gene Ontology annotation, molecular function: histidinol-phosphatase activity. Gene Ontology annotation, cellular component: cytoplasm. Gene Ontology annotation, biological process: L-histidine biosynthetic process. The record is from RefSeq and is a predicted model, not a curated record.
AUGCACUCGCAUCACUCACACUCUGGCGAGUUUUGCCGACACGCAAGCUCCACACUAGACCAAGUGCUCGCUCGAGCGUAUGAACUGGGAUUCACACACUUCCACUUGUCUGAGCAUGUGCCACGUUGGCGUGAUGCGCAUUUGUAUCCGGAAGAGCGCGAGGUUGGCAUGACACCAGACUCACUCACGUCGCAGUUCCAGGCCUACCUGGUCAAGGCACGCACAUUGCAACGCAUGUAUGAAAACAUGCCGCGCCCGAUGCAUGUGCUGGUGGGAUGUGAGACUGAACAUAUCGAGUCACCUCACUCGCUUGACGCACUUGCACGUCUCCUAGAAUCCAACACCCAGUUGUCUUCGUUAUCUCCCACACAAUUGUUGCCACCACCGCCUUGCAUUGGUCGCGGAUUGGUCGACUACAUCGUCGGAUCUGUACACCACAUCCGCGGUGUUCCUAUUGACUUUGACAGACCGACAUAUGAAAUGGCUCUCAAAAGUGGUCAACGCGACCAGAAAAGACACAUGACCAUGUUGCAAGCGUACCUGGAUGCACAGUUUGAGGUCAUGGACAGACUGCGGCCUGAGGUUAUUGGACAUUUUGAUUUGUACCGUCUGUUCGAGCCAUAUGCCUCAUGGUAUCCCGACAACUCAACUCCAGAUGGCCGCGCUAUUCACGCCAAGCUGAAGCGAAACAUUCAUUUUGCUGCAAGCUAUGGUGCUCUAUUUGAGGUGAACUCUGCAGCAUUUCGUAAAGGCUGGACUGAUGAAACGUAUCCAGGCCGCCACGUGCUGCGUAUGAUCACCAAAGCGUGUGGCCGCCUCGCACUUUCAGAUGAUUCGCAUGGAACAAAACAGGUUGGGCUAAAUUUUGCUCGCCUACGAGAAUAUCUUUUAAAUGAAGGAAUAAGCAAGGUAUGGUACUUGACACCAAGCAAGGCACCUGAGAAUGGGCCUGCCACGUCCAUGGACAAUAUUCAUUUGAACUACGAGUCAGCAGAACGAGCUCGUAAAACACGUGAACAGUCCAUGACACCAGGCACAGGUGCCCCGACGACAUUUCUUCGCGGUACACAAGCGCAUUGUAUGGAAGACUGGCACACGUCACCAUUUUGGAGUACCCUUCCGCAAGAUCUUCUAACUUGA